AUGGAGACAGAGAGUCCCUGGCUCCACCAGUGCCCAUGCCUCAGUCAGCCCCAGGCCUCAGGCCUGUUCUGGUGCUGGGAGCUGGAGUGGAGAAGGGUGGGGUGGAGACACAACUUUUCCUGGGAUGGGCUUGUGUGGGCAUUAAUGCCAACUGAUGACGAGGCUGGGAAGGGAGUCACAUAAAUAAUAAUAAUUUGGUGGGUGCUUAUACAGUGGGGGAAAAAAGUAUUUAGUCAGCCACCAAUUGUGCAAGUUCUCCCACUUAAAAAGAUGAGAGAGGCCUGUAAUUUUCAUCAUAGGUACACGUCAACUAUGACAGACAAAUUGAGGGAAAAAAAUCCAGAAAAUCACAUUGUAGGAUUUUUAAUGAAUUUAUUUGCAAAUUAUGGUGGAAAAUAAGUAUUUGGUCACCUACAAACAAGCAAGAUUUCUGGCUCUCACAGACCUGUAACUUCAUCUUUAAGAGGCUCCUCUGUCCUCCACUCGUUACCUAUAUUAAUGGCACCUGUUUGAACUUGUUAUCAGUAUAAAAGACACCUGUCCACAACCUCAAACAGUCACACUCCAAACUCCACUAUGGCCAAGACCAAAGAGCUGUCAAAGGACACCAGAAACAAAAUUGUAGACCUGCACCAGGCUGGGAAGAAUGAAUCUGCAAUAGGUAAGCAGCUUGGUUUGAAGAAAUCAACUGUGGGAGCAAUUAUUAGGAAAUGGAAGACAUACAAGACAACUGAUAAUCUCCCUUGUUCUUUGGCUCCACGCAAGAUCUCACCCCGUGGGGUCAAAAUGAUCACAAGAACGGUGAGAAAAAAUCACAGAACCACACGGGUGGACCUAGUGAAUGACCUGCAGAGAGCUGGGACCAAAGUAACAAAGCCUACCAUCAGUAACACACUACGCCGCCAGGGACUCAAAUCCUGCAGUGCCAGACGUGUCCCCCUGCUUAAGCCAGUACAUGUCCAGGCCCAUCUGAAGUUUGCUAGAGUGCAUUUGGAUGAUCCAGAAGAGGAUUGGGAGAAUGUCAUAUGGUCAGAUGAAACCAAAAUAGAACUUUUUGGUAAAAACUCAACUCGUCGUGUUUGGAGGACAAAGAAUGCUGAGUUGCAUCCAAAGAACACCAUACCUACUGUGAAGCAUGGGGGUGGAAACAUCAUGCUUUGGGGCUAUUUUUCUGCAAAGGGACCAGGACGACUGAUAUGUGUAAAGGAAAGAAUGAAUGGGGCCAUGUAUCGUGAGAUUUUGAGUGAAAACCUCCUUCCAUCAGCAAGGGCAUUGAAGAUGAAACGUGGCUGGGUCUUUCAGCAUGACAAUGAUCCCAAACACACCGCCCGGGCAACGAAGGAGUGGCUUCGUAAGAAGCAUUUCAAGGUCCUGGAGUGGCCUAGCCAGUCUCCAGAUCUCAACCCCAUAGAAAAUCUUUGGAGGGAGUUGAAAGUCCGUGUUGCCCAGAGACAGCCCCAAAACAUCACUGCUCUAGAGGAGAUCUGCAUGGAGGAAUGGGCCAAAAUACCAGCAACAGUGUGUGAAAACCUUGUGAAGACUUACAGAAAACGUUUGAUCUGUGUCAUUGCCAACAAAGGGUAUAUAACAAAGUAUUGAGAAACUUUUGUUAUUGACCAAAUACUUAUUUUCCACCAUAAUUUGCAAAUAAAUUCAUAAAAACUCCUACAAUGUGAUUUUCUGGAUUUUCUUUUCUCAUUUUGUCUGUCAUAGUUGACGUGUACCAAUUACAGGCCUCUCUCAUCUUUUUAAGUGGGAGAACUUGCACAAUUGGUGGCUGACUAAAUACUUUUUUCCCCCACUGUAUUUGUCCUAUUUCAAAUGUCAAUUGGAAAUUAGUUUUUUGCAUAUCGCAUGAGACACCCUCAGAGAGUGGAUGACCCUGGAGCAAUUAGGAUUAAGUGCCUUGCUCAAGGGCACAACAACAGCUUUUUCACCUUGUCGGCUCAGGGAUUUGAACUAGCAGCCUUUUGGUUACUGGCCUAAUGAUGUAACCGCUAGGCUACCUGCCGCCCAAACAAUCUGCUGAUGAUAAUACUGCUCAGGAAAGUCUGUAAACUCUCUGAGUCAUACAUGCUGUUCUCUAGAACUGUAUACAGUACAGUAGGCAUUGAAAUAUACUGAACAAAAAUAUAAACACAACAUGCAACAUUGACAAAUAUUUUACAGAGUUCUAGUUCAUUUAAGGAAAUCAAGUCAAUUUAAAUAAAUUCAUUAGACCCUAAUCUAUGGAUUUCACAUGACUGGGAAUACAGAUAUGCAUCUGUUCGUCACAGAUACCUUAAAAAGAAAAGUAGGGGCAUGGAUCAGAAAACCAGUCAGUAUCUGGUGUGACCACCAUUUGCCUCAUGCAGCGCGACACAUCUAUUUUGCAUAGAGUUGAUCAGGCUGUUGAUUGUGGAAUGUUGUCCCACUCCUCUUCAAUGGCUGUGCAAAGUUGCUGGAUAUUGGCGGGAACUGGAACACGCUGUCAUACACAUCGAUCCAGAGCAUCCCAAACUACUCAAUGGGUGACAUGUCUGGUGAGUAUGCAGGCCAUGGAAGAACUGGGACAUUUUAAGCUUCCAGGAAUUGUGUACAGAUCUUUGUGACAUGGGGCCGUGCAUUAUCAUGCUGAAACAUGAGGUUAUGGCGGUGGAUGAAUGGCACGGUAUCUCUGUGCAUUCAAAUUGCCAUAGAUAAAAUGCAAUUGUGUUCGUUGUCCGUAGAUUAUGCCUGCCCAUACCAUAACCCCACUGCCACCAUGGGGCACUCUGCUCACAAAGUUGACAUCAGCAAACCGCUCACCCACACAAUGCCAUACACGUGGUCUGCGGUUGUGAGGCCGGUUGGACGUACUGCCAAUUUCUCUAAAAAGAUGUUGGAGGAGGCUUAUGGUAGUGAACUUUCAAUUCUCUGGCAACAGCUCUGGUGGACAUUCCUUAACCCUUAUCCUAACCCUAAACUUAACCAUUACCCUAACCCUAACCCUAGCCCUAACUCUAACCUUAACCCUUACCAACCCAUUACAUUCAAUUUUCCUUGAGCGGAUUGUUCGGGGGGCCAGAACAUGGUUAUAAAUCAUUUGUACGCUGCAAAUUGACAGCAACAAUCCCAAAUAGAUUUAGUAUUUGACAAAAACAGAAUAGUUUCAAAGCUUGAUUACAUUGGAAUACGAUCACAUAUGCCUCUCUAUUUAUCUGUGGGAAUACCUGGGAACAGAUUUUGUAAAUAAAAAUAACUUUGAGCUGGUUUUCUGGUGAUUUUCCAGUAAUCAUUAUUAUACAGUGCUUUCGGAAAGUAUUCAGACCCCUUGACUUUUUCCACAUUUUGCCUUAUUCUAAAAUGUAUUAAAUAGUUUUCCCCCCUCAUCAAUCUACACACAAUACCCAUAAUGACAAAGCGUAACAGGUUUUUAGACAUUUUUGCACAUUUAUAAAAAAUAAAAACAGAAAUAGCUUAUUUACAUAAGUAUUUAGACCCUUUGCUAUGAGACUCUAUAUUGAGCUCAGGUGCAUCCUGUUUCCAUUGAUCAUCCUUGAGAUGUUUCUACAACUUGAUUGGAGUCCACCUGUGGUAAAUGAAAUUGAUUGGACAUGAUUUGGAAAGGCACACCCCUGUCUAUAUAUGGCCCACAGUUGACAAUGCAUGUCAGAGCAAAAAAACAAGCCAUGAGGUCGAAGGAAUUGUCUGUAGAGCUCUGAGACAGGAUUGUGUUGAGGCACAGAUCUGGGGAAGGGUACCAAAAAAUGUCUGCAGCAUUGAAGGUUCCCAAGAACAAAGAGGCCUCCAUCAUUCUUAAAUGGAAGAAGUUUAGAACCACCAAGACUCUUCCUAGAGCUGGCCGCCUGGCCAAACUGAGCAAUCGGGGGAGAAGAGCCUUGGUCAGGGAGGUGACCAAGAACCCAAUGGGAACUCUGACAGAGCUCUAGAGUUCCUCUGUGGAGAUGGGAGAACCUUCCAGAAGGACAACCAUCUCUGCAGCACUCCACCAAUCAGGCCUUUAUGGUAGAGUGGCCAGACGGAAGCCACUUCUCAGUGAAAGGCACAUGACAGCCUGCUUGGAGAUUCCAAAAAGCACCUAAAGGACUCUCAAACUAUGAGAAACAAGAUUCUCUGGACUGAUGAAACCUAGAUGGAAUUAUUUGGCCUGAAUGCCAAGCGUCACGUCUGGAGGAAACCUGGCACCAUCCCUACGGUGAAGCAUGGUUGUGGCAGCAUCAUGCUGUGGGGAUGUCUUUCAGCGGCAGGCACUGGGAGACUAGUCAGGAUCAAGGGAAAGAUGAACGGAGCAAAGUACAGAGAGAUCCUUGAUGAAAACCUGCUCCAGGGCACUCAGAACCUUAGUCUGGGGGCGAAGGUUCACCUUCCAACCGGACAACGACCCUAAGCACACAGCCAAGACAAUGCAGAGGUGGCUUCGGGAUAAGUCUCCGAAUGUCCUUGAGUGGCCCAGCUAGAGCCCGGACUUGAACCCGAUCGAACAUCUCUGGGGAGACCUGAAAAUAGCUGACAGAGCUUGAGAGGAUUUGCAGAGAAGAAUGGGAGAAACUCCCCAAAUAUAGGUGUGCAAAGCUUGUAGCGUCAUACCCAAUAAGACUUGAGGCUGUAAUCGCUGCCAAAGGUGCUUCAACAAAGUAAAUGUAAAUGUGAUAUUUCUGUUUUCUAAAAACCUGUUUUUGCUUUGUCGUUAUGGGGUAUUGUGUGUAGAUUGAUGAGGGGGAAAAAAACUAUUUAAUACAUUUUAGAAUAAGGCCGGUAAGAAAAUGUGGAAAAGGUAAAUGGGUCUGAAUACUUUCCGAAUGCACUGUAUUUAUUCAUUUUGCUCUGAACUUGAGGGGCCAAAUAAAAUCAGCCACGGGACGAAUUUGGCCCGUGGUCUGCCUAUUGGGGAACCCUGCCCUAACCCUUAAUAUAAACCUUACCCUAACCAUAACCUUAGCAAGCAGUUGCUUAUCAACAGAUAGUCAGUUGCUUAUCAACAGAUAGUUUGUUGAUAGUAUGACCAUCUUUAGUGCAUUUACAGAUGGACUAUCCAAAUAAAGUGUGACCGAUCUUUUUUGUAGCCUUCACUUUUCAACCUUCAUUUAACUUUUUAUUUAGCUGAAUAUCCCAUAGAAAAUAAUGAUUUUGUUGCGUGUCUGAGAGACUUUUAGAAUUGGAUCUGAUCUCAGGUGGUCACAGUUAGAUGCAGUGCAUAGCACUGUAAUAAAAUCUAUCUGUUUUCUGGGAUUCCUGACAGUAAAAGUGUCUGGGCUGAGUUAUGAGUUGCUCAGAAGUGGACCAGGUGUGCUCUGUGUUCUGCGUGCCCCAUGUCCCUGGGGUGAAAUUCUCUUCGAACACACACCGACACCAUAUAGGAAACACAUAAUACCAUUAAACCUGCACACAUGUGUGCAUACCAAACGCACGCUCAAACUCAUGCAUACACUCAUUCACUCUCUCACACACACACACACACACACACAGCCAUUCAGUCCCAUAUUUUCAGGAUCUCUAGGGCUCUACUGCUUGGCUGUAACCAAUGAUGUCGCUCUAGCUCCCUCUUGCGGCCUAAUAGAAGCAGUAGCCAGAGAAGGCGAGGCCUCUCACAGGCUCAUUUUUGGGCAGCUGUGAUUGGGCUGUUUCACAUUGAAAAAAAUCCUGUCUGUGUCAGUGGGCGUUCCCUCUUUCGAGUGAGCAUGCCAGAGAUUGUUGAGGAACUGUAUGUUCUCGCGAAAGAGGGAACGCCCAUUUACACAGACGGGAACCUUGACAAUUUUUUUCCCAUGGUAAAUGGCCUUAAUGAGACAUUCAUUAUCCACCAUCAUUGGCAGUAGCUUCCUGCCAAGCUGGUACUCUUGCAUUGAGCAGUUAGGUAAUUGAAGUUGGAAGCAUUGUCAGUAAACCAUGGCACUCCCAGGUGGAUAAAGUUGAUAAAGUUUGCCAUUUGCUCUUUCCCAACGCGGUAUAAUGGUUUAUAACUGCCAUGCAUAAUUGUAGGACAUCUGGCAUCCGCGAUGGAAGUACAAGUUGGCUCUCCCCUUCUCUUCAAACGAACAAGAGAGCCAAUGCCAAACAUCUGUUACCAUGCGAACAGCAUCUCUGUCAUCAGGACUUGGGGCCGAGUCCCAGCUGAGAUAUAAAUAGCAAUCAAGAGCUAACAAGGUUGACGCAAGCGGGCAGGCAGGCAGCCUGCACAUGGAGUUAGGGCAGGGAGGUAAAUGUGAGAUUGAUAAGGAGGGACGAGUUAGUAAAAGGACAGGAAUGCUGGGAGUGUCUCAUGAUCACUCCAUUCAAACCCACAGUAUGGGAGGGGCAGGAGCAAAACCAUGACAAAUCAGAGCAUUUAUUAGCAUCUGUCAUGAUGACUGUAGCAACCUUCCACCAUGGGCACCAGAAUUAGAACAGUUAGGUCAUUACUGUACAUAAAUAAGAUUGAGGAAGUGAAGACAUACAGGUGUGUGUGUAUUCUGAACAUCUGGGGUGUAUUCAGUAAGGUAAAACGUAACAGAUACUGUAGAAUGAAAUUAAUAGAGCUGACUUGAUUCCUAGUUCUACAUGACAGACAAUCAUAUCGGUUCUACACAAUACAUUUCAAUACAUUUCAUCAUUGUAUUUUCUAUCAGAAAGUAGGCUGGCCCUCCUUGAAGUCUUGUAGAUCGAUGCAUUGCGCUAUUUUUAUCUAUAAAGCCCUCUUGCAUAAACUUCUGCCAUACCUUUACCUCAUUGUUAACCUUCAGAUGUAUAAGUUACCAGACCCGGACACUCAGGGAUGGCUAACCCUGGAGAUCCCUUCAAUCUCUACCAAGUUAGGUAAAUCUGCUUUGUGGAAUGAUCUCCAAAAGUCCUUAAAGUUGGUGGAGUUGGUGCCUCUAGGGCAGGGGUCAUCAACUACAUUCAGCGCGGGCCGAUUUUUUUCUUGAGCAGAUGGUCGGGGGGCCAGAACAUAAUUAUAAAUAAUUUGUACUCUGCAAAUUGACGCAAGAAGCCCAAACAGAUAUUGUAUUUGACAAAAACAUAAUCAUUUCAAACCUUGAUUACAUUGGUACACCAUCACAUAUAUCUCUCUAUUUCUGAGUGGAAAUACUUGGGAAUAGAUUUCCAAAAUAAUUGUAUUGGUUAAUUUCUAGUGAUUUUAGUAUUUUGUGUCCAAAAUGUAAAAAAAAAGAUAUGUUCUUUAACAUUGCACCCAACUGAACUGGCCCCGGGAGGUAGUUUCUGUCACAUAGAGCCCUCCCUUUCCGACCUUGACUGUUCCUAUUCAUGUGGACGUGUCCAGCUCUUUGUCUGUCUAUUCGCUUAAAUAACGUUUUCCCCAACCAGGCUCAUCUCUUUCUUUAGUUGUGGUGAUUUUUCAGCUUAGAACAGUCUCUUCAAUGCCAAUCCACCCUUGAUGAAGCAAUGUUUUGGAAACAACAUGAAUUAAAAUCCUGGAAGUGAAAGGAAUAUAGCUCUUUCUUUAUCUGACUUCUUAAUGGCGAUAUUGCAUCACAUGGUGCUUUCUUUCUCAUGGUCUCAUCAGGUUACUCAACUCUAUAUCUCAUUCCACUCUAUAAAGUGUACAUCUGGGUUUCAGCAUCUGCAGGUGGUUUGACCGAGCAGAAGAAAAUGCUCCAUGCAGAUCAGACCAGUCUGACCUGUACAUCUCUCUGUAUCCACAGGAGUUCUCCUCUCCCGACUUCAGGAGUAACUCUGUGUCCAGUCGAACCCCCACCCCUCCAGGACGUUACUUGCCCCACAGCCCAAUUGACCGUGAGCUGUCUGUCUCCCCCAGACGCAGGUAAUAACACUCUCACUCUUCUACAGAUCUACCACGAUGUACAGUACAAAUUUAACCACUCUAACGUAUUUUGUUAUUGUGUAUUUUGAAUAUGUGAUUAUGACUUACUACAAACAGGCUUAGGGUAAAAUAAACUCCUGUAGCAAUUCAGCGUAAUAUGUAAAAACGCCUAACACAGCACUUAGUUAACCAAAACAGAUGUGGUUGAUCUUGGAGCUACAAGUCAGACUAUUUUAGUGUGCAUUGGAGGAUUCAGCUGUCUUUAUCGAACAUUGACUUAAUCGGUUAGAAAUGUAGAUUGUACCUUACUCUGAUAGGGCUAUUUACUCAACGGCCAAAAAGAAAGUAGAGAUUCUUCAAACCGGUUCAACUGUUCCUUACAAAGCCUCUCAGGUCGUCUGUUUUUAGCCAUACUCAGUGUUCCUCCCUCCUGGAAAGGUUGGAGUGUGUCUGUGUGCAGUUCUUAAGGAGCAUUUCUGUUCUGCUGGGUCUCCUCUGGGCCAGUAAUGUAACGUGUCAGAAUAUGGCAUCAGACCCAGCCACCUCAGGCUCUUGCUCUUAUCCCCCAAAAUGUCUUAUUUCACUUCUUCUCCUAAUUGGACCCCCACUCUGUAGUCCCCAGCCUUCACACCAAGCCUCUCCCCCCUCUGACUCAGCCAAUCACAGGUUUAGAGAAACUCCCUGAGAUGCCUCUUUUCUCUCCAGGCCAAUGAGUGGUAGCCGAAAGGCACACCUUUCAGUCCGAAACUCACUCUUCUCCUGUGUCUGUCUGGUGUUGAAUAGGUGUGUGCUUGUGUUUUUGUGUGUUUGCUGGGUUAUCACAGCUGAGGAUAGACGUGCAGCCAAGAACAACUCUUACAUCCGAAAGCAAAGAUUAUCUUGUUGUAAAAUAAUUAUCCUCUUUGUUCCCGCUUUGUUUCUGAGGUGAGUUAUUUCUGACUUGUAUUGUAUUUGGUAAUGAGUUUAGGGACAACUGGCUUUAAUUAAUUAGUAUGGCUGUGUUUUUGAAUGAAGCAAUGCAAACAACACCAACAGCCCUAUUGUUCUCACAUUGGAGAAUGCUGUUGGAGCUGGGAGCAGUGAUAGCAUCUGUUUGACUGAGGCUUGUUUAAAGACCUGUAUUUUCACUAGAUGAAAAUCAGGGGUUCUCUGUGCCAAGUGUGGCUGUGGAAACAUGAAAAGCCCGCUUUUUCCAUGUACACAUUUCUAGAGUGGUUUCUUAAAAACAUUCAAACUGUUGUGGAGUCUUACAAAGUACUUACUUGAAAGCCAACUGACAAUAUUAUUUUCAAGAUACUGUGUGUUAUGUGUAGCCUAUUCUUUUCUUUUGAGUAUGCAUACAUACAGUAUAUUAUGAUAUAGUUUAGGCCAGUUAUGGCUGUUUUCAUAAUAGAUUUCCCUCAAUCUGUAUCUUUCUGCCAUUCACUGUUCUGACGUUAUGUUGUUUGCUUUGCUCCCAUGCUUUUGUGCUCUUAGUACAUUUGACCCAGUAUUUCCAUUGGUUUGAAGAUGUAAUGUCAAUAAGGUUUGUGAAUGAGGGGAAAAGGGAAAUGGAUUGAGCGGGUGGAGUGGAGCAUGAUGAAGACUUGGAGGGUGUGUUUGGGAGUCUGUUUUCAAUUUGAACCAUGUUCUGUAAUGCAAAGGAAAGGGUCUGAGCAUUGGGUUCACUUGGAGAUUUGUCUCAUCGUUUUGCAAUCUCCUGUUUCAGCCGUGUUACAUCAGUGGGAAGUAAGUUCCAAAUGCUGAUGAAAGGCAGGCACGAACUCCAGUCCACAUGAAUGCAUGCACAGGCAUACGCAUGUAUCUCUACAUUUCCAUAGUGCCUCAAACAGGAUUAAUGUGAAUGAUUAUUAUUUUCCAUGGUAUUGUCUUAGAUUAGAUCAGCACAGGUGGAAUUUAUACAGUCAGUAUAACACAGAGGGAGAACCAGCUGAUGGGAGUUGGCAGACUUUUACUGACUGCUUAGCAGGGAUGUUCUGCUCAAUUGGCUGCAGGUGAAUGGCAACACACCGCACCUGUGGACUGAGGGUCUGUUUGACCGGUUUUCACACAUAACCUGACUGACUGAAAGGCUCCCUCCAGGCAAACAAUGUUGACUACAGUAUUCUGUGUGUGUGUGUGUGUGUCUGUGCAUGGGUCCGUGUGUACAUUUGACUGUCAUCUUUCUGUCCGUUGUUUUUCUCUGAGUUGUUGAUAGGGUAGGAAAGUAUAACAAUGGCAACCACACACGGUUACUAUGGAAUGAACAAUAAAGUGAACCACUUUUAUAUUCCACCACCCCUGUGGCUAAGAAUGUACUGCUCAUAAAUCUGUAAGUGCAGUGCUACUAUGCUGCCUGCUAAUCUGCUAAUUAGCUAGGCAGCAGAGAAACUACCCAGAGGUGUCAACUCUCUUAAGACUAUGUCCCACCACAAGCACUCCCAUUUGUCCAAUAUGGCCACAAACCAUGCAUUGGCUUAAGUUCCCUCAUAAGUUAUCUUGCCUCAAAGCUAAAAGGUGGCCAUUGGCUCUAGUGGGUCAUAAAUGUAAUGAUGGCGUGAGAGAGGGGUAGUGGUACAUGAUAGAAAUGUCACGUCUCUGUGACUUUCCAUCCUGGAAUGCCUGGAGUAAAACAGCAGGAUUACCCACUUUAUUUGGCCAAUCAUGGCUGCUGUGGUGGUGGGUAUCUGGAAAGCUUUAGCCACAGUUCUACUUUAGAAAGCCAAUGUAAUUUUUUUUCUAGUAAAGGCAGCCAUAAGCUGGAAUGUCUUCACCUUAAUACCCAAACACUACACCAAUAAUGUAUGCUACUUAGUUGAUAACAUGGUACCGUCUACUCUACACUCUACGCAGGCAUUUUCAUUAUGUCUUCUUUACCUUGCCCGCAGGACAUUUUCAGACUAGAGCAGUUGCUGCUGUAAGUGGAUAGCAAGGUGAUCCAGUUCAGUUGUGAGUGUUUGGGCUGAGAUUGGAGGCUGGCUUUGGUGACUUGCCUGGGGGCUUUGGGCUAGAAGGUCAGUCACAAAGCUGACUGCUGCCCCUGUCUUAAUUUCCUCUGGAUUCUCUCAAACUAACCCCACAUAAGUCCCCCACAAUGUACACAUCGCCUUGAACAUAUAUGGACAAAUUAUUACACCAUCGACCGUACACGGAAUGUACAUAUGUACAGUACAUAGAUAGAACAUAGAUUGUACAUGGAAUGUAUAUAGAUAUGUAUUGACUGAACAGUCUAUUUAUCUGAAUGGUUACGUAAUAGGUAAUAUCUAUAUCCCCUCUCUUUCUCUCCCACAGCAGUUCCAGCUCGGACUUUGCCAUGCAGAGGUUUGACCGGGAUUCAGAGGUCUACAAGAUGAUCCAGGAGAACAAGGAGUCUCGCACGGCCCCUCGACAGUCCAACACCUUCCGCAUGCUGCAGGAGGUUCUGGAGUCUGAUGAGAAGGGUGAGCAGAGCCUCCCAUAAACACACUCAUCUUCACUCUCUCUCUCUGUGUCACACUGCUGUUCUGUUCGCAUCUAAUAAACAGCUGUGUAGGAUGGACUGUCCCGUUUUAAACCUAUUUGAUGGGUCAACUGGAUAUCAACUCUGAGGUAGAUAGAGGUUAUUCGUGGAUAAUGGUUAUUAUGUCAAAUUCAACACAAUUUACCACAAUUUUACUCAAUUGUUUCAUCAAACUUGUGUUCUGUCUGGCUACUAAGACAGUUAUUAGAUAUCGAUAGAUACAUUUGGCCACCCCCUGGUCCAGAGCAGAAUUAAAGUCAGAUAAGGAAACUCUUGCAUGCAUACUCUGACAUAGAGCAUUGUUUUCAAUGGACAGCAGAGUGUGAGUGUUGUCGUUUUUACUUUUACAAGCGGAGAUGGUAAUAAUAGUUUUAUGAAGUGAUAACGACCAGCAUGUGUCACUGGUGUCAUGAAGUAUGUCCCCCGGAUCAUAAACUGGUGGUGUUCAGACAAACAGUGUCUCCUACGGGAGGACAGUGUGUACAUGCAAAACCAUCUGCUGUUGGCUCUGAAUGACUCUGCUCUCCUCUGUUUGUCUCUGGUUUGUUCUAUGCAGAAGCAGUUGUGCGGUUCCCAGGGCUCUCCCCCAAACCCACCCCUUCCAAACCCACAUCACCCGGGGUCGGAAUCCCCAAGUACCACACCUGUGAGAAGUGUGGCACCAGCAUUGUGUAAGAGUCUAUGACACGUCACUUCAUGUCACAUGCUGUCUCCAUGUCCACAGGGGUAAUUGUGACAUGUACUCUCUGUCCACAGGGGUAAUUGUGACAUGUUCUCUCUGUCCACAGGGGUAAUUGUGACAUGUUCUCUCUGUCCACAGGGGUAAUUGUGACAUGUUCUCUCUGUCCACAGGGGUAAUUGUGACAUGUUCUCUCUGUCCACAGGGGUAAUUGUGACAUGUUCUCUCUGUCCACAGGGGUAAUUGUGACAUGUUCUCUCUGUCCACAGGGGUAAUUGUGACAUGUUCUCUCUGUCCACAGGGGUAAUUGUGACAUGUUCUCUCUGUCCACAGGGGUAAUUGCGUAACAGAUGACAAAUAAUAAGUAAUAAUAAGCUGCUGACAAAUACAAGCCCUGACAAUGAUACCUUGCCCUAAGGUGCAGGUUAUUCCUCAUAAAUACAGAGGAGCUGAAUUAAUAAGCCUUCCUACAGUGUUUGUGUACGUAAUGUACAAAGAUUAAAAUAUGCAGGAACAAUGUUUGUGUUGAGUAUGACUGUGUCCAUCUGUCUGCAGUACACAGGCGGUGCGCAUCAUGGACGACCGCUUCCGCCACCCAGAGUGCUACACCUGUGCUACACCAGAGUGCGGUCUCAACCUGAAGAUGCGAGGUCACUUCUGGGUGGGAGAGGAGAUGUUCUGUGAGAAGCAUGCCCGUGAGAAUUACCAGGGCCUUGGCACUGCCCCCCGUGCCACCAUCUCACCCCACCACUGA
Messenger RNA from Coregonus sp. 'balchen', 12652 nucleotides. The record is from the annotation of a GenBank genome assembly. NCBI's taxonomy places the organism in Eukaryota, Metazoa, Chordata, Actinopteri, Salmoniformes, Salmonidae.